Molecule: messenger RNA, 1416 nt
Organism: Clonostachys rhizophaga
Lineage: Eukaryota; Fungi; Ascomycota; Sordariomycetes; Hypocreales; Bionectriaceae
Source: the annotation of a GenBank genome assembly
AUGGCUGUCAAAGAAUCAGCAACCCAGUUUGAGCCUAUCGAUGCGGUUAGGCCUAUCAAGGUAAUAUGUAUCGGAGCUGGCAUGUCCGAUAUCAUAUGCGGCGUCCGGUUUCCACAAAGAAUAGAACAGCUUGACUUGACUAUUUAUGAGAAGAAUGACGACGUUGGAGGUCAUGACGUGCUCAAAUAUGUCCGGUUCAAACAUGAGUUCAAGAAGGCUGUCUGGCUAGAAGACCUCCACAAGUGGGAAGUUACUAUUCUCCGAAUGGAAGACAACACGGAGUUCAAGGACUGUGCGGAUGUACUCGUGAAGGCAACCGGGAACUUGAACAAGUGGAAAUGGCCUGAGAUUGAAGGACUUCACGACUUCAAGGGCCCAGUUAUGCACUCAGCAAAUUAUGACACGUCUUUUGACCCUACCGAUAAGAGGGUCUCUGCCAUUGGCAGCGGUUCCAGCGCCGUUCAAAUUGUUCCGGCAAUGCUGCCUCAAGUCAAAUACAUGGACCAUUACGUGCGCGGCCGCGCCUGGAUCUCACCAGCUGCCUUUGUUGCAGCGGAUCCUCGGAAAGCCAAUAAAAGACAAGACUGGUCAGAGCAUCCGGAAAUCUACCUACGAUACAGGCAUCAAAUUGAAGAUGUCGUCAAUCGCGCCCAGCUUGUUCACUGGCGAGGCUCCGCAAUGAAUAAGUCCUUCUCAAAAGAGACAGAAGAGUCCAUGAUUCGCAGGUUGUCGCCCAAGCCUGCGGUACGGGAAGCUUUGCGACCCGACUAUCCGCCUUUAUGCCGAAGGGUUGCUCCGGGAUCUCGAUACCUUGAGUGCCUUGUGGAUGACAGUCUGAACUUCAUUCCAAAGGGUAUCAAAAGGGUGACUGAGAAUGGUAUUAUCGAUGCAGAUGGCGUCUUCCGUGAAACAGACGCGAUUGUCUGCGCCACCGGCUUCGAUACAUCCUUGAACAUGCAUGAGACUCCAAUCUAUGGUCAAGGCGGCAUAUCGAUCGACGACGUGUGGCAGCCAGAUCCCGUAGCAUACAUGUCCAUCCUCCCAGCCAAGAUGCCGAACUUGUUCUUGUUUGUCGGUCCAAACGGUGGAUCUAGCGCUGGUUCAACCAUCCAAAUGAGCGAAUGCGUAGCCGAAUAUUUAAUCAAGUGCAUCCAAAAGCUACAAAGAGAGAACCUGAAAACGAUUGUGGCCAAAUGGGAAGACUUUGAGUACGAAUCAAUGGACGAAGACAGCCUCGCGUGGAUGGGCAACGGUUUAGUUUUAGCGCAGCUCAGCGCCGACUCCACAACCGGAUAUCUGGAUCUCGUAGACGUGCCCGACUCGGAAAUUUACAAGGGCGUAGCCACUGAAGGAGCUUGCGUGGCAAAUAUCCUGGCUGAGGAGCGAGUUAUUUGCAGUAGCAAGAUAACCACUUGA